GGGCAAUAGGCUCAGUGGGAUAAUCAAACAUCUGUGGAUGGAAUCAUCAGGAAGUACCUCUUGACCCCCCUCAUCAUCAUGCUAAUCAGUUAGUGAUAUGUGAAAGGGGGCUGGACUUAUGACCUUACCUUUUAAAUAUCUCUGUGUAUCUCAGCAUAGAGGCUUGUCUCGUUCCAUCCCACACUAGAUCCAGGACUGUUUCGUUCCACCACCACCAGUGACAACAUGGCAAAGACAAUGGUACUUGAGCUGAAGAAUGUGAAGCUGAGAGCUGGAGACCAGUUGAAAGUGGAGGGGAGGAUUCUGCCUGAGGCGAAGGGGUUCCAGAUAGAUCUGGGCUGUGACGAAGAUCACCUGGCACUGCACUUCAACCCACGUUUUGAGGAUGACACGGACGGUGCUGUGCUUGUGUGCAACUCAAAGAUGGACGGCUGCUGGGGUCACGAGGAGAGAGAGAAACACAGUGGCCUCCAAAGGGGUUCUACUUUCAAGAUUGUCCUGAAGCUGACCGGAGACCUGUUUGAAGUGGAGAUGCCUAAUGGACAUGAGAUCAAAUUCCCCAACCGUUCCGUCCUGGACGUCAUUACCUACGUUCGUGUCAGAGGGGAUUUAAAGCUCACCGCCUUUAAGAUCUACUAAAGAUACCCAUAAUAUCCACCUUGUGUAGCCUGGCAACAACGGCACGGCCAAUUUGUCUCGUUUUGUCUUCCAAUUUCCGGUGCGUUCCGGCCCAAUGACACACAAGCAAGUGGGUGGGGCUACAUAUAGAGUUAGACCAAUGGGCAGUAAAGACCGGAUCAAUGGCCUGUAUCAAAUAGUAAAUGGAAAUAUGGGGUGACCAUGGUACGUUUUGUUGUCACAAUAUUCUGACAAACAGUAAACACAAGGGACAACUGGGGACGAGGUUAGGAUACUGUCAACUAAUUACAUUCCUUUACAACUACAGAUGUAUUACACACACACAUCUUGGCCGGAUGAAAUAUCAGUCAAUGUUUUACUUGUUUUGGUGAGAAAGAAUGUAUUCUGAUACUGUAGUAGCCCAAAUGAUUACAUUAUGACUGACCAUGUCGACAGAUUGGGUCAACAACAGAAUAGCCGUUGACUCCAGAAGCAUGGAGUAAUUUUUUACGAUGAUUUCCCAAUGUUAUUUUCUGUAUACAUUGAAGUAAAACAUAAUGGACGCAUGUCAUGUUAUCAAUAAAGUUCAGCAUCUUCAAGUAG
Messenger RNA from Oncorhynchus nerka (sockeye salmon), 1221 nucleotides. Its product is annotated as galectin-1-like. NCBI's taxonomy places the organism in Eukaryota, Metazoa, Chordata, Actinopteri, Salmoniformes, Salmonidae. The record is from RefSeq and is a predicted model, not a curated record. Gene Ontology annotation, molecular function: carbohydrate binding. The coding region runs from base 226 to 639 and encodes 137 amino acids. The transcript has 4 exons.